AUGGUGGCUCGACAGGAAGGCCCCCAUCAGAAACUGGCCUGUAAUCGGAAUGGUGCCGGGGCUUCUUCAAAACGCAAGGUGGAUGCACGAAUUCGCCACCGACAAACUGAGGCAAGCCGGUGGACAUAUAACUUCAAAGGACCCUGGUUCGCCGAUAUGGACCUCGUCGUCACCAGUGAUCCGAUGAACAUUCACCACAUCUGCAGCAGAAACUUUGCCAACUAUCCCAAGGGCCGUGAGUACAAGGAGAUUUUUAAACCCCUGGGAGAGGGCAUUUUCAAUGCCAACGGUGAAAUGUGGAAAAUUCAGAGGAAAAUGCUGCAUUCGUUGUUCAAAAACAACAAGUAUGAGUCGGCUUUAGUUAGAACCAUCAACAGAAAAGUGGAAAAUGGCUUGUUCCCGUUCUUGAUCAUGCCUCAGAGAUCCGACCUGGGUUCUCUUUCUGUUGGAUUUCCACCGAAUGAGUAUGAAAAGGCGUAUAACAAGAUGGAGGAGGCAGCUUUUUACCGGAAAUCGUGCCGGAGAGUUGUUGGAAGCUGCAAAAAUGGCUUCAAGUUGGAGAAGAGAAAAAGUUUCAGAUUGCUUAUGAAACUUUUUUUAAAAUUCUUGCGAGACUGCAUCUCGGUGAAGAAAGAAAGAUUAAGCUGGCGGAGAAAAGCCGAUGAGGAGGAGGAAGAAGAAGAAUUUGACUUAUUAACAGCCCUUUUGGAAGAAUAA
Mangifera indica (mango) is the source of this 717-nucleotide messenger RNA. RefSeq names its product alkane hydroxylase MAH1-like. The coding region runs from base 1 to 717 and encodes 238 amino acids. NCBI's taxonomy places the organism in Eukaryota, Viridiplantae, Streptophyta, Magnoliopsida, Sapindales, Anacardiaceae. The record is from RefSeq and is a predicted model, not a curated record. Gene Ontology annotation, molecular function: monooxygenase activity; heme binding; oxidoreductase activity, acting on paired donors, with incorporation or reduction of molecular oxygen. The transcript is spliced from 2 exons.